Messenger RNA from Humulus lupulus (European hop), 2230 nucleotides. RefSeq lists its product as uncharacterized. The record is from RefSeq and is a predicted model, not a curated record. The transcript is spliced from 3 exons. NCBI's taxonomy places the organism in Eukaryota, Viridiplantae, Streptophyta, Magnoliopsida, Rosales, Cannabaceae. The coding region runs from base 282 to 1733 and encodes 483 amino acids.
AUAGACAUAAAAAUAAGAAAAAAUUAUUCUUUUUUCUUAGUUUUCUUCGUUUCAAAGUUUUUAAGUUCUGAAUUUUUAUUUUUUUUGGAGUUUACUUCUCAUUUUGGUACUUAAAUUGUUUUCACAGUGGAAUUAUCUCAACUGGGUUGCUCAAGCUUAUCAGACUUGAUUCCUGAAGUGGGUCACGAUGAUUCUGGGAAUUUUUUUGAUUCUUGUCGAGAUAAAUUACUUUUCUAUGGUACCCAGAAUCAGAAGCUGAUUGGUUCUACUACCAAAGAUAUAUGUGUAUGGCUGAAGAGAGUACAUUCUCUGGGAUGUCUGAACCUGAUAUAAUAGUUCUGAGAGACACACUUCAACUUCAGCAACAGCUUCUGCAAAAGCUUUACGCCGAGUUGGACCAGGAAAGGGAAGCUUCAGCUAGUGCAGCCAGUGAAGCUCUAUCCAUGAUACUGCGUUUGCAAGGAGAGAAAGCUGCUGUGAAGAUGGAAGCGAAUCAGUACAAGAGAUUGUCAGAGGAAAAGAUUUGUCAUGCUGAGGAGUCUCUUGCGAUUUUCGAAGAUGUAAUUUAUUCCAAGGAAAUGGAGAUAGCCUCACUUGAGUUCCAAGUUCAGGCUUAUAAGUGCAGGCUUUUAAGCUUGGGAUACAGUGAUUUGGUUGCUGUUGAAAGCAAGUUUCCAGAGAAUUUAUUGAUACAAGGAUGUGAUCCAUGGAAAGGAGAUUCUUGUGUUAGUGGUGGUAAUGUUAAAAGGUUUAGCUCUUUGCCUCCAAUUCCCCUAAAGGAUUUCCAAAACAAGAAAAAUACCUUAGAACAAGAAAAAUCCAUGUAUUCUUCAGGUGGCUCCUUUAUUUCUUACUGGCAGCAGAUUAAGAUGUUAGAUGAACAAGUAAAAGAGAUUUCAAAUGGUAGAGAUUCUGGCAUGGAGAAAGCACCAAACUUAAAGAGUGGUUCAAGAUCUUGUUCAUUGUCUCCACCAGUAACCUUCAGCACAUCAGUUGAUUUUUCGAGAUUAGAAACUGUUAACUGUUUGAAUCAAGUAAAACUUGAUGAUAAUCUACGAGAGACGGAAGCAAUUAUUACCACUUCUUGCUCUUUGAGUGUUCAAGAUAUCUAUGAAGUUCCAAAACUCAAAGAGAAUCAGAGUUUUUGUGAGCAACAAAACAGAAGACAGAGCAAGUUGCUUGAAGAAGCUGAGAAUAAGAUUGGGAGGCUGGAUUUUAUGUCAGAGGAAACCAGUGCUUUUUGUCUUCAAGAUGAAAGAGACUGUGUAAAGACGAUGCUGCACUGCACAAAAGAUGGGAGCAACUUGUCUAUACCAAAAGAUGAAAUGAGUAUUAAUUGCAAUGUGGCUUUGGUUCAUCCAACCACUGGUGUUUCUGAAUCUCAGGCCAAGUUUCAACAGCUGUGCAGAAGGGUAGGCCGGCUUGAGGGAGAGAGUAGUGCAAGUCAAGAAACUACUUAUGCAGGUGAAGAAGAGAGGAAGUUAUUGAGGGAAAUACAUGAAAAAAUUAACACCUUACAAGCUGAAAUUUGUACUUGGACAAAAGAUAAAACUCCGGUACAUGAUGAACAACCCUUGGAAAACAAAACCAGGGAGCAGGAGGAUGAUCAACCCUUACAAAACAAAACCAGGGAGCAGGAUGAUGAUCAACCCUUAGAAAACAAAACCAGGGAGCAGGAUGAUGAUCAACGCAUACAUUGUUUAAAAGAGGCACUGCUACACUGUUGGUUUUGAUCAAGCAAUUCAGUUGAUUGGUACCAUUUUGGGAGAUAAUGAAAAUAUUUAGGCUUCACCAGUUUCAAGCAAGUUAUGUGGUAUGUUGAUUGAGAUCUCCCUGGUGAAUAAAAAAAAAAAAAGGUUUUUCUUUCUUUGGGUUAUUAGAAUAGAAUGUACAAUAUAAAAAUUGCAUAGCAAAUAUUGUAGGGUUAGAUGGGAGCCUAGUUUAAAAGAAAUUAAAAGAAGAAAAAACUUGCAUAGUGGUUCAUAUAAGUAGCAGCACAUCAUAAGAGAGUGAAAUUUUACAGGACUUUAUUAGGCUUGCUUUCGUGUCUGUUCUUUGUCUUGAGAUAUAUAUUGGUUGUAAGUAAUAUAUAUGUAUACCUUGCUGUUUGAGAUCUUUUAUUUUUCCUUGUUUGAAUUGUAAAUCAGAUUUUGCAUACACAGUCUUCAAGAAUAUAAUUUUCAUAUUUACCUGUGACAAGACAAGUAAAUAAUACAGUUUGUUUGAUUGA